AUGCUGGCCCUCGCCGGGCUGGCCAUGUUGGCCACUCCCACGCCCGUUGCGCCUGUCCAGCCGCUCACUCGACCCCAUGCGUUCCCCCACAGUCUUCUGCGCCGGCAGAACAAUACCAUCGACCACCCCUGUGCUCGAGUAGCCCGGAUUUACAAUGAAUCCACCCCCAACUUCUACGGCCAGACCCAGGUCCCGGCAGGCUUGGCUUAUGCGUGCAUCACAUCCGUACCUUUGAACGUCGCCUCCGCCAAAAAGCUGCUUCGCCGAUUGCCCGCCUACCUGAACUGGCAGAGCACUCUGACCGCACUGGCCAACCCGCCAGAGGAAUAUGUCCAGAAGGUGCAGCCUCCAGUCGACCUCAUCGCUGGUCUAGGAACCAUCGACGCCAACCUGGAUGCCGGUAAGUAUUCCAACGAGUACGAGUUCGGCUGGGACCUUUACAAGUUGUUCAUCUCCGCCCACGACGGUCAUCUGAACUACGUUCCUGACUCCGUGGGCGCUGUCUUCAACUGGGGUCGACCUGUUCCGCUCGUGUCCGUUUCCGAGGACGGCAAGAAGCUUCCAUCUGUAUUCGCAUAUCCCGACGUUCUGGGCUCGCAAUUCAAGAACAUAUCUUAUACGCCAUCCCCCGUUGUCGAAAUUGACGGACAAGACGUCUUCACCUGGCUCGAGAAUGAGAGCCAGUUCGCGGCACUCCAGGAUCGGGAUGCUCUCUACAACAGCAUGUUCUAUGAGCUGGCUCAGGUUGGUCUUUCCACCUCUGGCAUCGGAACGGGCAUGUUCACUGGAGGUGGUCGCGCCAGAUGGAAGUAUCCGGGCCAUACCACCACUUUAAAAUUCGCCAACGGUACCUCGUUCACAAUGCAAAAUUACGCACGAGUCAUGGCGAACUUCAGGUAUAUCAAGACGGGCGAGGACGUCGCGAAGAAAGUCUUCUAUUAUGGGCCAGCUUUGGCUGGCGCCGAUGAGGAACAGGAAGAAGAAGAUCUUCCUCCUCAGGGACCGUCUGCCGCAGUAGGUCCGGGGUAUCCCACGCCCGUGGUUCCCGGGCCUGCCAACUUGAUCAACGGUUUCUUCAUCGACGCCCCGGGAUAUGAAGAUGUGGCAGUGCUCCACGUGCCAAACUUCGUCGGUGACACCAGUAUCGAAAUCGCUUUCCAGCGGGUUACCCAACAGUUUAUUCCACAGGCGCUCGCUGCGGGCAAGACCAAACUGAUCAUUGAUCUCCAGGCGAACGGUGGAGGAACCAUAUUGCAGGGCUACGACAUGUUUAAGCAGCUAUUCCCCGCCUUGGAUCCAUUUGCCUUGAACCGCUUCCGCGCUAUCGAGCCUGUGGAUCUCAUAGGUCAGUCGUACAGUGCCUGGACCUCACAAUAUCCUAGGUCAGAAUUGGUCAGUGGAUAUGUCAGGCAGUACCAAGCAACCUAUUUUGAUUACCGGUCCGAUAUGACAGCUGAUGGCAGGCCGUUCAGCUCCUGGGAUGAGAAAUUCGGCCCGGUGGAUGCCUACGGAGACAAAUACACCUCAUACCAUCGAUGGAACCUGUCUGAUGUGCACAUUACAUGGAAUUCCGGCGGCAUUUACAUCACUGGAUACGGACCCUUGGCCAAUGUUUCAAGGGUGGCACCUUUCAAGCCCGAAAAUAUCGUUCUGCUUACCGACGGUUACUGUGCAUCAACCUGCUCCAUUUUCAGUGAGCUCAUGACCAAGAUUGCUGGCGUAAAGACCAUCGCAUUUGGUGGUCGAAGCAACAGCGAUCGAAUCCAAGCCGUCGGUGGAGUGAAGGGGACCAACAAUUUCCAAUUCAGCUACAUCCAAAACCUGGCCCAGACAGCCAUGUACCUUGCUCAGGGCGACUUGAAGAAGCAGCUCAACAACUCUGUGCUGAGGGACUACUACGAUGAUAUUGUUUUCUACCGCGCUGCAUCCACCCCUGGUGUCAACGUUCGGGACGGCAUCCGAGCCAAUGAUUCAUCUGGAGUCGCUUUGCAGUUUGUGUAUGAGGAGGCCGACUGCCGCCUCUAUUACACACCCGAGAUGACUGUCGAUGUCACGGCCAUCUGGAAGGCAGCGGCUGAUGCGCAAUGGCGUGACAGAGGGAAGUGCGUCGGCGGUAGCGGCUACGGCAAGCGCGCUGCCCGAGAGAAGACGAUGCGGUUGAGCCGCAGGAGGACAACGGUUUCGCAGGCUGCAGCACUUGCACAGCUCGAAGCGUUCGAACGGACUUUCAAGCUUGAGACGGAUUGCCGCCUGAGUGCUGACGGAUUCAUGCAGCCAUGA
Westerdykella ornata is the source of this 2280-nucleotide messenger RNA. Its product is annotated as peptidase S41 family protein-like protein. Bases 1 to 2280 code for a protein of 759 amino acids. NCBI's taxonomy places the organism in Eukaryota, Fungi, Ascomycota, Dothideomycetes, Pleosporales, Sporormiaceae. The record is from RefSeq and is a predicted model, not a curated record. The transcript has a single exon.